Messenger RNA from Penaeus monodon (black tiger shrimp), 4555 nucleotides. Its product is annotated as steroid hormone receptor ERR2-like. The transcript has 9 exons. The record is from RefSeq and is a predicted model, not a curated record. NCBI's taxonomy places the organism in Eukaryota, Metazoa, Arthropoda, Malacostraca, Decapoda, Penaeidae. Gene Ontology annotation, biological process: regulation of DNA-templated transcription. Gene Ontology annotation, molecular function: sequence-specific DNA binding; nuclear steroid receptor activity; steroid binding. The coding region runs from base 2 to 1366 and encodes 454 amino acids. Gene Ontology annotation, cellular component: nucleus.
CAUGAUGAGCGGCGGGGGUGGGCCGGGGGACGGAGAAGGGGUUGGCGGAGUAGGCCACAUCAAACAAGAAGAAGGAGGCUACGGUGUGACGCCCACCAGCACCCACCAUCACCCACGGGCGCGCCAACCCUCCUGUUCCUCGCCCAACACCACGGCUGUUUACUCCCCCUCCACGACGGGCAUCACCUCCGAGCUGGACUACAGCGAGUGUGGAGAUGAGGCUCAACCAUCACCCAAACACAUGAAGCUGUUCACAGACUCUCCACCCAGCCCGGACCGCCAGUUUUGCUCGUCCACGACGUCUAUGGCCAGUGACUCUGCGCAUACACCGUCUGAGAGUUUACGAGAGGAUGACGCCCCAAAGCGCCUGUGUCUUGUGUGCGGCGACAUUGCUUCAGGGUUCCACUAUGGCGUUGCUUCCUGCGAGGCCUGCAAAGCCUUCUUUAAACGUACUAUCCAGGGAAACAUCGAAUAUACUUGUCCUGCUGCCAAUGACUGUGAAAUUAACAAGCGAAGACGAAAAGCCUGCCAGGCCUGUCGCUUUCAUAAAUGUCUACGAGUCGGUAUGCUAAAGGAGGGUGUCAGGUUAGACCGAGUUAGAGGUGGGAGACAGAAAUAUAGGAGAACUUCCGAUUCCCCGUUUUCAAUGCAUCAGAUGCCUGUUAAAAAGGCUUCAUUAGAAGAUAUUAAAUUACUGGCUUCCCUGCGUGCAUGUGAGCCGGAAUCACUCCUGGCAUUACCAGACCUAACUGUGUUCGACCCUGAUUAUCUCACUAUAUCCAUCCUUGCUGACCUCUAUGACAGGGAGCUGGUCUCCACUAUAGGCUGGGCUAAGCAAAUUCCAGGGUUCACAGAAUUAGCUCUGAACGAUCAGAUGCGGUUGCUACAAAGUACUUGGGGAGAAAUCCUAACUUUGGGACUAGCCUAUCGAUCGAUGCCUGCCCACGCCCACACGCUCUUGUUUGCCCAUGACUUCACCCUUGAUGAGAAGCAAGCAAGGGAGUGCAACGCCACUGAGCUCUUUACGCAGGUGCUUGGUGUAGUAGAACGGCUUGAGCAGUGUAAUAUCAACAGAGAAGAAUUCCUGUUGUUGAAAGCCUUGGUUCUUACCAACUCUGAUGUGCGCCUGCAAGAUAACCAGGCCUUGCAUCGUCUAAGACAAAAUAUUCUGCAAGCUCUGCAUGAUGCUGUUGCAACCCUUAGACUGCGAGAUGCUGUAGCACAGAUGCAGUCGCUACUCCUUUGCUUACCAUCUUUAAGAGCUGCCGAUGCAGCCCUACGAAGGUAUUGGCUCUCUGUACGUCAUCAGGGCACUGUGCCUAUGAACAAGCUUUUUGUGGAGAUGUUGGAGUCACACAUGCGGUGAAUGGGAACUAUGAUUAAUUCUCAAUCACUCUUCUGUUGUAAAACAAUGCUUAUUUAAACAUGAAAUGAUGAUUUGGCAAGGAGGUCAUCACUGGUGAAAAGUGCAUUAAACAGUAGACUGAAGGAUAAGGCAAAUGAUUCCUCCUCACCAGGUAAUAUGGUCUGCUGAUGGCUAGAACAAACAUCUUGGUCUCAAAGUCUUCCAAGAGAGGAGUCACAGUGCAAGAACUUCCUAGAUCCAGUGGGAUGCCAAAAGGAGCAGAAAGUGUAAUUCUUUUCAGCUCUCGAGGGGCUUUUAUCAGAGGCGAAUUGGCCUGCGAUGUUCAUGGUGUUAGGAAAAAGAAGGACGUGUUAAAGUGAAGUUAAAAGUGUUGCAGGGUGAUUUUUUUUUUUUUUUUUUUUUUUUUCAUUCUAGAGAAAUGGCUAUAUUACCCUGGGAGGAAAAGCUGCCAUUUUGCCGCACACUCAGGUACUGUUGGCAAUUGUGUUCAAAACAAAAAAGAAGAAUUUUAAUAUCUUUGAUCAUGACCAGAAUUUGACCUUAACAUGAGUUUUGAUCCUCUGUAAAUAUAUAUCUGUUGUUUCAUGGUACUCCCACCGGGCAGCAACAUAAUUGAUGAUGUUGUCGCCAUAUGCAAUCAUUUGUGACAUGGUCAGCGAAUUUGAACAAUGGACACACUAUGUAGAUGCAAAUGUCUGUGUUUUGAUCAGGAUAAUAGAUAUAUAGGAUCAACUUCCAAGAGGAUCCACGGCUCAUUUUUGCUGAUCUCACCUCAGUUGUUGGCAGUUGACACUGGAUAAUGCCACUCCAACUGUGUUUUCAAAAACUGAAGUCACUGCUAAAAACAAAAAAGAAAAAAGAAAAAAAAAUUGUGUUGAUAAACUGUACAUAUUCUACUUCUUUGUAUCUCAAAGGCAUAGGCCUGCAUAACAGUACAACUGCUUAAGUAAGAGAAAUCAAUUAAAAAUUUUGUGUGUUGUCUGUUUACUAGUAAAUGUGAAGUUGUGAUGUCUUUCUACGUUACAUCAAUAUGUCCUUUAGAUGUCGGAGGAAAAGACUAUGACAUUGAGAGUCUUUAGGCUAUCAGGUGCUAAGGUUCAAUUUUUCUUCUUCUUUUCCUUCUUCAAAAAACAAAAAAACAAAAAAGAAGAAGAAAACCCAGAGAGUAACCUUGUGAUCUACUCUUUUAUUUCUAUUUUGUGAUGAACCAAACAGGGCUUCAUUUUGUGUUGACUUUAAGCAUAAUUCUGCCUUAGCUUUUUGGUCUAAAUCUGAGAAACUUGUAUUAGGUAGGAACAAAGUGUCCUCCUCGCAUACCUUUACAAAGACUUUAACCAGUUUUCAAUUGUCUUCCUUCCUAAUUAUCAUUAUUGUUAUUAUUGAAAUCAUUAUUGUGAUUAUUAUUAUGAUUUUUUAUGUCUUCCUCCUCUGUGUCAUGAUGUACACUUUACAGCAUGCCAUUAUUCUCCAUGAUGUCUUUUGUAGUGAAGAGAAAAAACAACAACAAUAUAGCAAGGAAAGGAAUAACUAACAAGAAAAAUGAGGACACCAUUGUACAAUCACAGAUAGAAAUCCUUCUGAACUGGGUAGAAAUGGUAGCUUAUAUUGAUGAAUGCACAGGAUUAAAUGCUUGUGUGUUGCAUGAUAAAUAACCUUAGGAUGUGAUAGUGUUCAAAUUAUACAGUUCCUUGAAAUUACUAGCAUAUGGUGCACACAACCUCUAUUAUCUUAUUAGGUGCUGGUCAGCAGCCCGAUGGCCAGCAGAAAUCACUCAGGACCUAGAAACCUUAUUUUAACAUAAAUAUUCCACUCCAUUAACAUGACACGAAGACCUUCAAUAGUGAAUUUAAUAUUUACCACCUUUAAAAAGUUCACUUACUGUGUGAAGUUAGCAUGGGUAGUAUCACAACUCAAAUAUGUACAUCUGACCAUUUUAGGUUACUGAUGAUCUACUGUAAAGCCAGAUAUGUGAUUAUAGGUUAUUAUUGAUAAUUGGCAAGGUGUGAAAUAUUUGGUAGAUGCAUUACAGGAAGUGUGUGAAUAUCUGAGGUUUUAUGUAUAUCAAAAAGAAAUGUUUGAAAUGACUAAAGAACUUGUGAGUUGAACAGAAAGAAUAUAAAUGUCCAUCAAACACUGGCAUUAAAAACAAUGGAUAAAACAGUAAAUCUGCAAAAUUGCUGUCAGUGGUUGUAUAUUAAUCUAAUUCUUAAAAUGAUGUAUAAAGAUCUGUGAUUAGCAUGAUAGUUUGGCUUCUUAUAGGUCAUGGUAGUUAUGUGGUUGCUGUAAAUAUUAUAUCAUGUAUUCUCCAGUAUGACAGUACUAAAAGUUUCAAGAAGGUUUGCAACUUCCUUUUACUGCUGAUUUGCAGAAAAAAAACUUUCAUAGACUUCUGUGAUUUGCAAUGAUAUAAUGAUGUUGUCAUAAUAUAACUGCUUUGAAUUUUUUUUUGGCAAAAAUAUUGAUUAUUGGCUGUUGUUUAUUUUUCAAUAACGAAUCAUCAUUUUUAUAUGUAUAGAAAGAACAAUAAUACUCACUUUGAGAACAAACAGAUCAGAAGUAAUGAAUGAAUCAUUAUCUUAUAUGACAGAUAAGUUAUUAAAAGUAGGGGAAGAAAUAAGUAUAAUGAUAAUGGACUUAUCUACAUUAGAAGUUGCUCUAAAGUUGUAUGGUAUUACAAAUUGUUAACAAAUUUAAUCUUAUAUUUCAGUGACAACUAUGCCUCAUAGUAUAUAUUAGUAUACAUUAUUGUUAUAAAUCUAAUCAAAAUGUUUUAUUUUAUUUACCGUUUUUGAAAGCAUUCAAAAGAAAUAAACAUUUACAUACAAGAUUGGACAUGUUUCCUAGUGAAAUAAAACAAAUAUAUAUAUAAAUAUAUAAUUUUAUAAAAUCAAACCAAACAGUAUUUUUCUACUCUUUGGUGAAUAUUACAGUUUUUUCUGUUGUGUCAUAAUGGAGACUGCAAUGAUUUCACAACAUCAUGUUCAGCUUCAUGAUAAAUUGAAAAGGGAAAUACUAGUGUGUUAUCUGAGCAAGAGCUCAUCCUACCUUAUAAAGGCAGGUAGUGACUUUGGCUCAGUGUGUUGAGGCUGUUGUAGACGGCUUUGCAUUUUGUCAUGUCUAUACCACUAGAGUUGCAAGUUACUAUUCACACCACAGUGCAAUAGAUGUAGUGCUUACAUGGAUACCUGG